Molecule: messenger RNA, 1821 nt
Organism: Chaetomium globosum CBS 148.51
Lineage: Eukaryota; Fungi; Ascomycota; Sordariomycetes; Sordariales; Chaetomiaceae
Exons: 3
Coding region: 1-1821 (606 amino acids)
Biological process (GO): lipid metabolic process
Molecular function (GO): triacylglycerol lipase activity
Source: RefSeq, a predicted model, not a curated record
AUGCUGCCUUUCUUGCUCUUCUCCCCGACGCUGAUGUGUAGCGUUCUGCAGAAAACCGUUUCCUACUUAUUCGAGCCCUCACCGCUCCGAAGAUGGUCAGAGGCAUUGGAUAAGGCAGCCGACUACGACCAGUGGGUUGAGGCGGCUCAUAACCUCGAUCGCAUUCUCGGCCUCGAUAUGUGGCGCUACAACCUGAUAUGCAGGGAUUACGACUACCGCCUCAUCAACGAACGGACCCGGCUCAUCCAAAACGCCCGCCAGGAGGGUGAUGUCUAUGGGCUCAUCAACACGCUCCGCACCGGGCUUGUCCGCAAUUUAGGGAAUAUUACUAGCGCCAAGUUGUUUAACUACUGCUUCUCGGGAACAAAAGCCCCCAUCGAGAGAUAUGUCGAGCAGUAUGUUGAGGCGAUUCAAGAGAUCGCCUUGCUUCCGCCGCCGCCUGCCGAUGGGGGACCUCCGAACGUGGAAGAGGUUCCCUCGGAGUACGAGGAUGGCGAGAUAGCGGGAGACAAUAGCAUCGGUGGAAAUGGCGUCGAAAGCGCGGCCCCGGCUACCCUGCGUUACCAAAGCGGCAUGGCGACUCAGUCCCUCCAGACGCAGCACAAGCUCGAUUUCAUCACCUCUGCGAGACAGGGAUUCGGCCGGAGUGCGCUCGUGCUGCAGGGCGGUGCCAUCUUCGGGAUGUGCCACCUCGGCGUCGUCAAGGCUCUAUUCCUUAGGGGACUGCUCCCACGUAUCAUCGUCGGAACAGCAACCGGGGCAAUGAUAGCGGCACUGGUUGGGGUCCAUUCCGAGGAGGACCUUCUCCGAAUCCUUACUGGCGACGGAAUCGACCUCUCGGCUUUCGCCGCUCAUGGGAAAAACCCGGACGCCCACAAUGAACAAGUCAUGCAGUCGAUAUGGACGUGGGGGGCUACCUUCAUUAGGAGGAUACGGCGGUUCAAGGAAGAGGGCUAUUUUCUGGACGUUAAGGUCCUGGAAGAUUGCGUCCGAGCAAACGUCGGCGAUCUAACCUUCGAGGAAGCGUUUAAUCGCAGCAAGCGGAUUCUCAACAUCACCGUCGUGACGGCCGGGCAGGAGGGUAUCCCAACCCUUCUUAACCAUGUGACAGCGCCUAACGUGCUAGUCUGGACGGCCGCCGUCGCCUCCAACGCCUCGUCGGACGCCUUAUACGGCCGCCGGCAGACCCGGAUCCUCUGCAAGGACGCGCACGGCAACAUCGGGCCCUGGGCGCCCGCGGACACGGCCGACUUCCGGCACUGGACGCUGGCGUCGUACACGGACCGCAACGCGCCGCUCCAGCGCGUUUCCGGGCUCUUCAACGUCAACCACUACAUCGUCAGCCAGGCGCGCCCCUACCUCGUCCCCUUCCUGCAGUCGGACAUGCACGGGCCCGCGCCGCGGCUCUUCGGCGGCGGUUUCGGCGUCGCGGGCCUGCGCUCGCUCGUCAUGCGCAUGCACCUGCCGGGCCCCAGCGUCACGCUGGUGCCGCGGCUCGCGGCGCGCGACUUUGCCCGCCUCAUGGAGACCCCGACCCGUGACACCCUCGAGUACUGGAUCCUGCGGGGCGAGCGCAGCGUCUGGCCCGCGGUCGCCGCCCUGCGCGUCCGCUGCGCCAUCGAGAUGGAGCUCGACCGCGCCUACCAGGACGUCCGUCGUCUGAAGGCCGGCGGGCUGCGUCGCAAGGGCAGCGAGGUUGCGGCCAUGGCGAGGGAUCGGGCUCAGGCGCAGGCUCAGGCUCAGGGCCAGGCACCGGUUCAGGGACAGGCCCAGACCCAGGUGAGGGCCCGUGUCGGGGGUGGUGGUGGUGGUCGUGGGUGA